AUUGUCGAGAACGCCCAAGGCAUCCGGUGCUUGGCUCUCAGCAGACCGAACAAAAUGGCACAGCGUCCACCAACAACCAAGCCGCGCGGUGUAUGUAUGUACUUUCGGUCAGGGAGGGGUUGUCGUAAUGGCGACAUGUGCAAGUUCCUUCAUGGUGACGGCGAGACACUCUCGCCUUACGACAAAAGUAAGGUAUGCAGAUUUUACGCAUCAGGGUUCUGCAAACAUGGAAGUAAAUGCUGGUUUCGUCACGAAAGUAGACCAAAUACGGUGACCUUGACUGAAACUGAGGCUGGAACAUCAACUCGUGGAGUAAACCCGUCUGAAAUGAACAAAGAAGAUCAGGACAAGCUGUGUUCCAUCUGUCAAGAGAAACCUGUGACUUACGGUUUGCUUGAGGACUGUAGCCAUGUCUUUUGUUUGGAGUGUAUCCGUGGUUGGAGAGACCCAACUGGGAAGUCACAAGAUCUGCUGGAAUCGGGAAACACAAAAAAAUGCCCAUAUUGUCGAGCCUCAUCAAACUUUGUGAUUCCCAGCAGUGUAUACUACUCAGCUGAAGAACCGAAGAAAGCAAUAGUCAUUGCCAGCUACAAAUCCAGCAUGGCUCGCAUCCCGUGCAAGUAUUUCGAAAUGUCUCCCCCCAACUCUCGUUACUGCCCGUUUGGUCGAGAUUGUUUUUAUCAGCAUAAGGAAGCAGAUGGUUCUCCGUAUGUGUUUGACCGUGGUGUAGAUUACUACAUGAGCAGACGUCGACGCAGCAAUCGACUGCAAAACGCGUCUAUCUCAGAUUUACUAUCUAAUAUCAGGGCAUCGAGAACAGAGAACGAUGUUUUGCAAUUAAUGGAGGACCUUAGAGCUCGCUUUGAUCUAACUGCUCGCGGAAGUACUAAUGAUGGCGAGGACUCUGAAGUUUCACAUCUUGCCAUUCUCCUGGAAGAUGUGCUCACAAAUUUGGGAGAGGCACUUAUGGGAACUUUUACCAGCUCGUCGGAGGACGGGCGGCCCGAAGAAGAGGAACGAUCAACCCUAUCGAGGCCCUCAAUUCUAGCAACUCCAGAAGAUUCCUCGAUUAACUCUUCACUUCCACUGACACGAGCUUUUAUGGAUAACAACAUGUCACCAGAUAAUUUUGACUUGAUCGCGAACAUGACUGAAUCGGAGAGUGACGAUGGCACCGACGAAGGCACUUCAACACAAACUUUUGUACCCCACUCUCGCAUUCGCAGCCGUAGCUUGCCAAACCUUACGAAUACAUGGGCAGAUGAGUUAAUGAGCGCUAGCGACAGCAGGCCCGAUGUCGCCGAAGGCGUAUACGGAUAUAGUAUCGACAAUCGCAUUGACAGCACUGGAAUACCAACCGGGGAAGCUUUAUCCCGUGAUGAACAGCAGCAAUUCCCAGCUGUUGUCGAAUCAAUAUCGAUAAGUGAGGGAGGAGGGGCAGAUUCCCUCGGCGCACAAGAGUCUUCUUCGCAAAGAGGCUCGGACGGCCCUCUCGUCAUGGGAAGAGGAACGAAUGAUCAUCACUCUUCGCGAAUUACCGUAACUCCCUCCUCCGGCGACGAAGUCCAACUUCACGAUCGUGAGGUGAGAAGCAAGACUGACGUCCGCAGUGAGCAUGUGCCACGACGGAUCAAGUCAAAUACGGGAGGGACAUCAUGUAGUGGAAGGCGAAAUGGUGGCCAGAGCUUUGUGACGGAUGGGAGGGGGCGUGUGGUAGCGACAGACGAUGGGGCGCAUACGGACGAUGCUUCGCUGGCGUUCUGGUCUCCUUCCGUACCUGUAGCUGCAUCGCCUUCUGCACCGACAAGUGAGACGGAUGGUCGCCUAACGGAGGAGGCAGGUGCCCUUGAUGAUCUGGACUGAUAUUAUAGAGAGUAUUGGGGUUCGUUCUGGUAUGGGGAAGUGAAAGGUUGAAAGCGAGGUUGGUGAUGCUAGACAUCGACCAAUCUGGCUCUGUUUGUAUCUCUACGUGUUCGCACGUUGUCAACUUCACAAAUUUGCAUGUACGAUUAAUCCAGCUCCGCUUAAAUGUAUCAAAACCUGUGUCUAC
Molecule: messenger RNA, 2050 nt
Organism: Fomitiporia mediterranea MF3/22
Lineage: Eukaryota; Fungi; Basidiomycota; Agaricomycetes; Hymenochaetales; Hymenochaetaceae
Exons: 7
Coding region: 55-1863 (602 amino acids)
Biological process (GO): protein polyubiquitination
Molecular function (GO): metal ion binding; ubiquitin protein ligase activity
Source: RefSeq, a predicted model, not a curated record